Molecule: messenger RNA, 1121 nt
Organism: Ostrea edulis (European flat oyster)
Lineage: Eukaryota; Metazoa; Mollusca; Bivalvia; Ostreida; Ostreidae
Exons: 3
Coding region: 594-905 (103 amino acids)
Source: RefSeq, a predicted model, not a curated record
GUGUAAAUGGUGUUUAUGGAAAUGUGAAUGGUGGUACGUGGUGUAUAAAUGGUGGUAUGUGGUGUUAAUGAAAAUAAGGGUUGUGGUAUGUGGUGUUAACGAACGUGUAGGUAGAGUGUGUGCGAUGUUAACGAAAGUAUGAAUGGUAGUAGUUGGCUGGUUAUUUCACAAUUUUCACCCUUAUUAUACACCACUUGUGGAUGAAGUACUAUGAUUAAUGGUUAUUACCCCCUAGUAGCGAGGGCUCUUUAGCGUGCAAACGCCUACCGCCAUAGGGCCUUCCGAAAGACCCGUAAAUGCAGUGCAUUUGGAGGGCCAAUCACUACCAAUGUUUACGUCUUAGGUUGGCGAUGGCAUGAGGAGGAUUCGAAUUCAUGAGCUUCCGGUUAGGAAGCAAACGCUCUACCAUUGAGCAAUGCGACCGGUAAUUGCGUGGUGGUGGUGGUGGUGGAAGUAUAUAAAGAACCUAAAAGCCAGGAAUUAUUCGUUUACUUGCAUGACAAUCUGAGCAGUGUUUAUAUACUUCCACCUGAAGUGUGUCACAGUCUGUAUAAUGGAAUGAUAACGUGUUGUAAAGUUCUAACGAGAUACAAAUGGAGUUUAUCAUUUUGGUUCGUGGAUUUAUCAGAAUAAAGAGAAUCUUAUAUUUUCGGAAGCAAUCAACAGUUGUGAUCGAGAAGAGAGAAGGAGAAAAUUUCAAGUGUGAGAUUGUAUUUGAUGAGACUGAUAUGACAAUGGUACCAGAGCCAACUGUCAAACAGCACUCCAGCCAGCAACAUUUUCCUCUUGUAUUUUUUGACUUGGAAUCAACAGGAUUAACUAGAGAUUCUCAUAUUACACAGCUGUCGUGUGUGGUGAAGAAAAAUGUUCCACCUAUACCUUUCCAAAAAUACCUAUCACAGUAAAAGCCUCAGAAAUCACAGGAAUCGAAAUUGUCAAUGGAAAUAUGUUUAACAAAAAUAUAGAAGUCAAGCCUUUCAGCAGGAAUGGAUGCUCUGCUUAAUUUUGUUUCAAAAUUUUAAACUAAAGUAAUUCUGCAUUUACAAUGGCAGUGUAUGAAUGUCAACAAUAUACAGAAUGUUUAUUGUAUACUAUACCCAAUUUAACAUUUUCUGUUUAUG